Molecule: messenger RNA, 1803 nt
Organism: Coniosporium apollinis CBS 100218
Lineage: Eukaryota; Fungi; Ascomycota; Dothideomycetes
Exons: 3
Coding region: 1-1803 (600 amino acids)
Biological process (GO): fatty acid alpha-oxidation
Cellular component (GO): peroxisome
Molecular function (GO): catalytic activity; magnesium ion binding; thiamine pyrophosphate binding
Source: RefSeq, a predicted model, not a curated record
AUGACAUCCUCAUCCGCUCCGCCUACGGGCGCCUAUGUCAUCGCUAAAGCGUUGCGCGACCUCGGUGUGACGGUGAUCUUCGGCAUUGUUGGCAUACCUGUUGUUGAGAUUGCAGAGCAGGCCAUCAAUUUGGGUAUACGCUUCAUUGGCUUUCGCAACGAGCAAGCGGCAGGCUACGCGGCUACAGCAUAUGGCUACUUGACGGGCAAGCCUGGAGUAUGCCUUGUCGUAGGCGGACCCGGUGUCCUCCACGCCAUGGCUGGGAUCGGUAACUCGUCUUCCAAUGCCUUCCCGAUGCUGCUACUGGCCGGCUCCAGCGAGACCCAUCUGGUGACAAAAGGCGCAUUCCAGGAACUCGACGCCAUUUCCCUUCUCGCGCCGCAUACGAAGCUCGCAGCCCGCCCACCCGCCUUGGAAUCUAUACCACACCUCAUCGAGAGCGCAUACAGGACUUCGUGGUACGGCAGGCCCGGCACCGGCUUCGUCGACCUUCCAGCAGACCUCAUCCAAGGAGCGGCCGACUCAGCAGAAGACAUACCCCAAACCGCACCCCUACCUCUUCCCCCCGCCAGCGGAGCAGACGAGGCCAAGCUCUCCAAGAUAGCUCGGCUCCUUAAGAAUGCUAAAGCCCCUCUCCUCGUCGUCGGCAAAGGCGCCGCCUACGCGCAAGCAGAAUCCAGCAUCCGCGCGCUCGUCGACCAGACCUCGAUCCCCUUCCUCCCGAGCCCCAUGGGCAAGGGCGUGCUCCCCGACUCCCACCCCGCCAACACUGCCUCCGCGCGCAGCACCGCCCUCCAACACGCGGAUAUCGUGCUCGUCCUCGGCGCCCGCCUGAACUGGAUCUUCCACUUCGGCGACGCGCCCAAAUGGAACCCAGCCGCGCGCUUCAUCCAAGUCGACAUCGAGCCGUCCGAGAUCGGACGCAAUGGCGGAGACGCGGAACUCGGGAUUGUCGGCGACAUCAACGUCGUGGUCCCGCAGCUCCUGUCCCAGCUCUCCGGCUGGACGUACUCGCCUUCGUCCUCGCCCUACCUCAGCGCGCUCGCCGAAGCCAAGCGCAAAAACGAAGACAAGGCCGCGAAAGCUGCUGCAAAGGCCUCCCUCCCCUUGACCUACGCGCACGCCUUCGACGUCAUAAAACGCACGUUACACACUCUUUCCCCUCCGGACGACGGCGGCAUCGUCUACGUCUCGGAAGGUGCAAACACAAUGGACAUCUCGCGCUCCGUCUUCCCCGUGCAGCACCCCCGCCUCCGCCUCGACGCUGGCACCUACGCGACCAUGGGCGUCGGGCUCGGGUACGCCAUCGCCGCGCACGAGGCCUACAACGCCUCCCCCUCCUCCCCGGAGGCAGUCUCUGGCCCCAAGCCCGGGAGGAAGAAGAUAGUCGCCCUGGAAGGCGACUCCGCAUUCGGCUUCUCGGCCAUGGAGGUCGAGACGAUGGCGCGGUACCAGAUGGACGUGCUGAUCUUCGUCAUGAAUAACGGGGGCGUGUAUCACGGGGAUUCGGACACUGCGGAGGAGUGGCUGGAGCGACAGGGUGCGGCGGGCGGAAAGGGGCUCAGGAGCACGAGUCUGGGGUGGGAGGUGCGGUAUGAAAAGAUUGCGGAGGCGUGUGGGGGGCUGGGGUUCUUUGUGAGGACGCCGGAGGAGUUGAAGAGGGCGACGGAGGAGGGGUUCAGGACUAAUAUGCCGGUGGUCGUGAAUGUGGUUAUCGAGAGUGGGAAGAAGGGGAAGUUGGAGUUCGGUUGGCAGGCCAGCGCGAAGAAGGGGAAGAAAGGGAAGAGUGAUGCGAAGCUCUGA